Molecule: messenger RNA, 1648 nt
Organism: Lycium barbarum (goji berry)
Lineage: Eukaryota; Viridiplantae; Streptophyta; Magnoliopsida; Solanales; Solanaceae
Product: 11S globulin seed storage protein 2-like
Exons: 3
Coding region: 56-1513 (485 amino acids)
Molecular function (GO): nutrient reservoir activity
Source: RefSeq, a predicted model, not a curated record
CUCUCCAUAUCUCAUCCCAUCUUCGUAUUUUAAUUAACACUAAAAAUCCUUAGCCAUGGUGGUCACUACUAGGCUCUUGCUAGCUAUACUCUUCUCUGCUUUUCUCUUAUCUGCAGCAAAUGCAGUUAGAGAUUAUCAGGGUCAGAAAGGUCAGUACGGUCAGCGAGGCACUCGUUUGACUCAAGCUCAACAAUGCCGUUUACAAAGGCUCACUGCUAGCCAUCCCACCGACCGCAUAGAGUCAGAGGGCGGCGUCACUGAGUUGUGGGACGAGAACGAGGAGCAAUUCCAGUGCGCUGGAGUUGCUCCUAUGAGGCUUGUUGUUCGCUGUAAUUCUCUUUCUCUGCCUAACUUUCAUCCCAUGCCACGCUUGGUUUACGUCGAGCGUGGCCAGGGAAUACUUGGUAUUACCCACCCGGGCUGUGCUGAGACUUUCCAGUCUCAGCCACAGACCUUCCAGGCUGGCAGAGAGCCAAGGGGAGAGAGGGGCCAAGGCCGCAGAGGCGACCAGCACCAGAAAGUCCACCGCAUUCGCCAAGGUGAUAUCGUGGCAAUUCCAGCUGGCGCUGCUCAUUGGGCCUUUAACGAUGGUGAGGAAGAGUUUGUCGCCAUCAUGGUUAACGACCUCAACCAUCGGUCCAACCAGCUCGACCAGAACAUGAGGGCAUUUUACUUGGCUGGUGGAGUACCAGAAAGUGGGAGGCAAAGAACUCAAGCUGGUCUAAGACGACAGCAAAGCACGCAGAGGUUCCAGAACAUUUUCCGUGCUUUUGAUACAGAAUUGAUGGCUGAGGCCUUCAACAUUCCACAAGAGCUUGUGAGGAGGAUGCAAGAACAGAGCGAACGUGGAUUAAUUGUCAAUGUCAGGGAAGGAAUGAGCAUGAUUAGGUCCGAUGAAGAAGAAGAAGAAUUUGAAGAGCGUCCACGACGAGGACAACAGUGGUGGGAGGAAGUAAGUGGAAAUGGAUUGGAAGAAAACAUUUGCACAAUGAAAAUCCACACCAACAUUGAAACCCAAAGACAAGCUGACGGCUACUCAAGGCAAGCCGGGAAAGUUAACCAUGUCGGUCGCAUAAAACUUCCCGUCCUUAAGUACAUAGACAUGAGUGCUUCAAAAGUGAACCUAUAUCCGAAUGCACUGUUUAGCCCACAUUGGACACUGACCGGCCACAGCGUGCUAUACGUGCAAAGAGGAGAUGCGCAAGUGCAAGUAGUAGAUCACAGCGGGCAACAAGUGAUGAACGACAGAGUGAAUCAAGGAGAGAUGUUUGUAGUUCCUCAGUACUUCCCCGCAACUCUGAGAGCCGGGCAGAAUGGAUUUGAAUUUGUGGUGUUUAGGACAAGCAGUCAACCAAUGAACAACCAACUUGCAGGUUACACAUCAGUGAUUAGAGCAAUGCCUGUUGAGGUCCUUACACACGCCUACCAGAUUUCUCCGAAUCAAGCUCAGCGUUUGAAGACGAACCGGGGUGGAGAGAGUUUGCUGCUAUCUCCCCAGAGAAGGUUCUCUUAAAAUUGGCUUCAAUGUCUAUAUGUCUAUUAGUACCAAGUGUUUCUUGUUUCUGUUUCUAAGCAAGGAAAAUCCUGAGCAACUUGUACGAGAGCUUUGAUAAGAGCAAAUAAUAAUAAAAUUAAUAAAGUUCCUGCA